AUGGGAAUUUCAUCCUCUUGUAAGUUAACAAAGUAAAAUUGCAAAUUGAAGAGAACUUUCUGAGUUUCAGGUGCACGUAAAAGAUCACAUACAUCAAUUGUUUCGAGUAGAGCAAAAACCAUAAAAAUUAGCAAAAACAGAAAAAUCAAACAACGAACGGGAAAAUUGUACAAAGUUAUUUUUGAUGCCGACGGAUUCAGUGUUCAUGAUUUGGCUCUUAUAAAUCAGAAACAUUCUGAAAAUCCAACAAUUAUUGAUCAAAAUUUGAAGCCACAAUCGAAGGGAACUGUCAAACUUCUGGAAGAUCCUGAAAAAGUAUUCAGGAUUUCGAAAGAAGACAAUAAUAAUAUAAAACAAAGUUCGUCAGAUUGUGAGCUAAAAAUUGAAGAGAUUUUGGAUUAUGUCGAUGAUUUAUAUUUGCAAUUGUGUAUGUUACUAAAAUAUAGACCGGUUUUGUAUACAAUUUUCAUGAUUUUUCAGUAGACCCCGAUAGAAAUCUGGCAAUUGAAGGUGUCGCAAAAUGA
This is a messenger RNA of Caenorhabditis angaria, 524 nucleotides long. Lineage: Eukaryota; Metazoa; Nematoda; Chromadorea; Rhabditida; Rhabditidae. The record is from the annotation of a GenBank genome assembly.